This is a messenger RNA of Microplitis demolitor, 2220 nucleotides long. It is a transcript of the gene Slh, whose product is annotated as protein sly1 homolog. Gene Ontology annotation, biological process: endoplasmic reticulum to Golgi vesicle-mediated transport; intracellular protein transport. Gene Ontology annotation, cellular component: Golgi membrane; cytosol. Bases 130 to 2022 code for a protein of 630 amino acids. The record is from RefSeq and is a predicted model, not a curated record. The transcript is spliced from 7 exons. Lineage: Eukaryota; Metazoa; Arthropoda; Insecta; Hymenoptera; Braconidae. Gene Ontology annotation, molecular function: syntaxin binding.
ACUGACAGAAAACAUAUUUUAUCAACGUCACCACUAUUAUAUACCUACAUAUAUUUAUAUAUUUUUAACACCCUCAUUAUAAAUAUUUAUUAAUUUUAAUUUUCAUAUAUAUCUGUCUUGACUGUAAAUAUGAUGACACUUCGCGAAAAACAGAUUCAUGCUCUGAAGCAAAUGUUGAAUUUAAAUCAUCCAGAAACAAAGACAACGACAGCUGUUCCGACGUGGAAGAUUUUGAUUUAUGAUCGUGUAGGUCAAGAUAUAAUAUCACCAUUGAUAUCAGUCAAGGAAUUGCGUGAUUUAGGGAUAACAUUACAUAUGCAAUUACAUUCUGACAGAGAUGUAAUACCUGAAGUACCAGCAAUAUAUUUUUGUGCACCAACGGAAGAAAAUAUAGGUCGUAUUGGGCAAGAUUUUCACAAUGGAGUUUAUGAUAUUUAUCAUUUAAAUUUUAUAUCUCCAAUUUCGAGACAAAAAAUGGAAGAUUUGGCAUCUGCGGCACUGUUAGCUGGUGCGGUUGCCAAUAUCCAUAAAGUUUUUGAUCAGUAUCUUAACUUUAUUACUCUAGAAGAUGAUAUGUUUGUGCUAAGACAUCAGAACAGUGACGUAAUAUCUUACCACGCAAUAAAUCGUGGUGAGAUUAAAGACACUGAGAUGGAAUCAAUCAUGGACACAAUCGUGGAUAGUUUGUUUUCCGUCUUCGUAACACUAGGAACAGUUCCAAUAAUACGUUGCCCACGUGGCAAUGCCGCAGAAAUGGUUGCCAAGAAGUUGGAUAAAAAAUUACGGGAGAACGUUUGGGACACGAGGAACAGUUUGUUCCAGGGUGAAGUCGCCGGUACUGGGCACUUUACAUUUCAACGCCCGCUGCUGAUUGUCCUGGACCGGAGUGUUGACAUGGCGACGCCGCUACAUCACACCUGGACUUACCAAGCGCUGGCUCAUGACGUCCUCGAGCUGGCGUUGAAUCGGCUGGUAGUUGAAGAGAAUGUUGGACGAUCACCUGCCGGUGGCGCUAGGUCUAAAACUCGUCCAUGUGAGCUCAACAACACCGACCGGUUCUGGUCUCAGCACAAAGGAAGUCCCUUUCCUCGAGUAGCUGAGGCUAUUCAAGAAGAACUGGAGCAGUACCGCAUCUGCGAGGAGGAAGUAAAGAAGCUCAAGAGCUCAAUGGGUAUUGAUGGCGAUAUGGAGAUACCAGGCAAUAUGGUGGCUAAUAACACAGCCCGGCUUACAACUGCCAUCAACCAUUUGCCCCAAUUAUUGGACAUGAAACGUAUGAUUGACAUGCACACGACAAUUGCCACGGGAAUACUGAACGCCAUAAAAUCCCGUCGUCUUGACACGUUCUUUGAGAUAGAAGAAAAAAUAAUGAGCAAGCAGACACUCGAUCGGAGUAUCAUUGACAUUAUCAAUGACCCGGAAGCUGGUACACCUGAAGACAAGAUAAGAUUGUUCAUUAUUUACUAUCUCUGCACAAAUAUGUCGGAUGUUGAGUUCAAUAAACACGAGGCUGCGUUAGCCAACGCCGGGUGUGAUCUCAAUCCUCUCAUGUACAUAAAGCGGUGGAGGGGAUACACCAAAUUGUCAGGUAUCCAAAGUAGUUAUGAAGGCGGCGGUACCAAGACAGUCAGCAUGUUUUCAAAAUUAAUGAAUCAAGGAUCCUCGUUCGUUAUGGAGGGGGUUAAAAAUCUUGUUGUCAAGAAACACAAUUUACCUGUCACUAAAAUAGUCGACGAGUUGGUAGAAAUGAAACAAAAUUCAAGUACUGAUGACUACUAUUAUCUUGAUCCAAAGCAAUUGAAGCAAAUAGAGCAUGUACCCAAAAACCGCACUACAUUCCAAGACGUUAUUGUAUUUAUUGUUGGUGGCGGGAAUUAUAUUGAAUAUCAAAAUUUGAAUGACUAUGUCAAGCAAAAGACAAGCAGCGGUGCUAAUAAACGAGUCGUCUAUGGUUCAACGACGCUAAUAAAUGCCCGGCAAUUUAUCAAACAACUUUCUCUCCUCGGCCAAGAGGUGCACUGACUAAAAUAAAAAAAUAAAAUAUUAUAAAUAUUUAUAUUAAUAAUUGAUAAUUAUUUAUAAAACGUUGGGUACUUUAAUUAGCAAGAGCUCAAUAAAUGUACAUUUAAUUAUCGUAAAGUAACACGAUCUGAUUUUUAAAAAGUUACUCGUGUUAUUUUCCAAUAACAAUUAAGAAAAUUAUUAAAAUAAUGAACAUUA